This is a messenger RNA of Argiope bruennichi, 905 nucleotides long. RefSeq lists its product as uncharacterized. Lineage: Eukaryota; Metazoa; Arthropoda; Arachnida; Araneae; Araneidae. The transcript has 2 exons. The record is from RefSeq and is a predicted model, not a curated record. Bases 226 to 867 code for a protein of 213 amino acids.
UUUGUUUUACUUUGUCUAGCAUGUCAACAUAUAUUCCCAAGCAGCGAAACUAGUUUCAACUGGCAUUUACCAUCUGCUUACCAGAUUUUGAAAUCAUACGAAAAACUUUCACGUUUGGAAGAAGUGCGUCUAAAGAGAACCAGUCAGCUGACUCGUCUGAAACGACUGGAAGAGGAUUUGGAAAAGAAAACAACAGCAGAAUGCAAAGCGAAACAGAAAGUCAACAUGGAACAUGUUAACCGGUUGCUGAAAAAACGAGAAGAUUUCGAACAUUAUGUCGACUCAAUCUGUUCUGAUGCUGACCACGUCUUCGAGGUCACCCUACCAGUAUAUGCCAAAAAACAGCUAGAAGAAAAUAUUCGACUUCGAGCCCAAUGUCAAGAAGCUUCGGACAACUUGCUGGCAGUCCAAGAUCAGAGCAGACGCCUGAAAGACGUCCAGAAGUUACUGGAUCUGGAAAAAGAAACCCAGAAAUCAGCAAAAAUAAGGCUGAAUGACUUUCAAGCACGUCUUCAAGGUCGCCAAAGCCGUCUGCUGAAAUUAAACGCCUAUCUACAGUCAACACACAGUAUUGCGAGAGAUGACUUACGAGACAUCCAGUCUGAGAUUCGAGCCAAUCAGAGAAAGAUAUCUCGCACAGUCGACAAAAUCUCAAACGUGGAAGAGAUAUUGCGUGAUCAGGAGAAUUACACGAAUUCGCUGGUGGAACAGAUGGAAAAGAAAAUCGACAAGAAUGGUCUCAGAAUAUCGAAAGUCUUGAGAGCAGGUCAAAUACUUAAGGCUAAAGUCAAGGAAGUGGAAGACGAGAAGAGUUGCAUAGAUUUGGACUUGUUGAAGCAAAUUCGCAUGCUUCUGGAUGACGAUUGAGACUGUAAUGAAAAUGUAAAAUUUAUGGUCCUACUACA